Molecule: messenger RNA, 2112 nt
Organism: Zootoca vivipara (common lizard)
Lineage: Eukaryota; Metazoa; Chordata; Lepidosauria; Squamata; Lacertidae
Source: RefSeq, a predicted model, not a curated record
CCAUGUGGCUAUGUUUGUUUAAAGGACUGGUUUGCUUGAAGUUUCAAAUACCGUACAACUUUCGGUCCAAAUCAGAGCCGAAUUAUUUAGGGAAUGGUUCAUACAUCAUGUUAAUUAUCUAAUUAUUACAGCAUUAACUGGUGAUUUGCAAGUGUGACUCACAGAUCAAGCAAGUGUGAACAAGCACCACAGAUCAGGCAGAGUAUUUUUUCAGCCCCUGCCCCCAUAGAUACCAUGGAGUUAACUUGCAUGUUCAGCUGCAAGUACUGUAAUCAGGGAGGAGGAAUCAAGUUAUGAACACAGAAUGUGUAAACUAACCUUAAAGGGUAGCAGAUAACGGUGAACUUUAUAUAUAUUUCAAGAUUAGAUAUUCGAAAGGGUUGAGCAAGUGUUUAAUUUGUAAUGCAUUGAAAGUUUGAAAUAACUAAAACUGAAGCAUUUGAAGGUCAGCUUCUCCAAAAAGACAAAGGCUUAAACCUAGAAGGUGCUUAUGCUGGCAAGUAAGUGUCUAAGAUCCACAGCUGCUCAACUGUGGCAAAGUUAUAUCUAGUGCACACAAGAACAUUGCAAAUGUUGUCCCUUCAAAAGCACCAUCAGAAAGAACAAGAUGCUUUCCAUAGCUUCUGAAGAAGCCCUCAUCAUCACAGCCCACCCUGCUCAGCGCCUCCAUCUGUCCUGGGCUGUGUUGUGUUCCAUCCAUCUUGCCUGAUCUCGGACAUCAAGGAGGACCAUCAGGGAACAUGGAGCUGGAGAGCUGCCACUUUCCCAGGUUUACCUAGAUUAAACAGGUCUGUGCACUGAAUGUUUACAUCACUGGAAAUAAGGAAGGUACCUUAGCAGGAUAUUUAGCAGGAUAGCAGGAUACCUAGCAGGAUAUUUUUUGAUUCCCCUGUAUUAGGGGAAGUCACAAUGCAAUCCCCUCCCCCCUUGGCAGAGUUGUUAGGCACAGAGGAAAUGUUUGCUUUUGCAUGCAUGCUGCUGAAGGAAGAGAGACCACAAGACACAACUCAUGGAUAAAGGUGGGCACUGUGGGAGCGCUGUUAAUGUUAUUUGCCAGCAUCCUCAAAAAACACUGAGUGCUAAAAGAAGCUUUAUUUUAUUUAACUGUAUGUUACUGGCAAAACUUGAACAUUCCUCAUUGCCCUAUACCUGCUGCAUUGCCUAAAUGUCUGUGAUAAAAUAACCAUUUGCAUAUUUUGCAUAAGGUUUCACCAGAAUUGCUUAUUUAAAGUAAUGAAAAGCUGUUCUGCUUCCUUUCCUUUCCUUUCCUUGUGUUCCUUGGCAGACCUCAAUAUUUGUUUGUUUCUUUAAGAAUUUGUUGCUGUGCCUUCUCUCUUUAGCAACAAGGAGGCUUAGAAAGAGGGAGGCUUACCCCUAAAGACAGUCGUGGAACCAAACAAUAAAUAUAAUCCUUGGAAUAAAUGCAGGAGGAGCAAGUAUCUGAACUCGUACCAGCUAGAAAAUCAACAGCAACCCCCAUUCACAACAACUUGAGGUCAGCAGUCUAUCUACCUCACCGUUGUCAUCGUCAGGCUGAUCAGGUGUACGCUUGCUCAGAAGUUCAGACUGACUUGGGUGACUUCUCCACGUUCAGUUUGAAGAUUUUUGAAAGGUGUUCAGCAUCUACAGUCAGGAACAUGGGUCCCAAACAAGCAGCGGCCGAGAAGAGGACCAAGGAAAAGAUCACCAUAGAGAUGAAGAAGGAGAUCGUCCGAAAGCAUGAGGACGGCAUGCGGGUGACAGACCUCGCCAGGGAGUACGGGAGGAAUCCAUCCACCAUCGGGACCAUCCUGAAGAUGAGGGAGAAGAUCCUUGCGAUGGAAGCAGCCAAGGGAGUCACCAGGAUCAUGCCCAACCAGCCAGCUGUUCUUGAGGAGGUAGAACUGACUACUAUCUGUCCAUCUCCAGUGCCUGUUUCUUCUUUUUUCCUGGCUGUUUCAUGCAGGCACCCUUCAUCCAUAUCACUAUUCUGCAUGCUACACAGCUUACCAAGGGACUUUUGGGCUGUGGGGAAACAGUGUGGCUCAAAACUAUUUUGAGAAGGGACACAAACAUUCCACUCAAAUAUAAAGUGAAAGAUGUAUAUUCCCCUUUCUCGAGCACUUCUCAUCG